GAUGCGGGAAGUUCACAUGUUUUCCUUAUUCACUGACUUCUCCACGUAAGACACUUUGCUUCUUCUUGCCAGCACAGCCAGCGGUGAAACGUGAAAAUCAGCUCGAAAGGAACUUUUGAUGAAAGUUUCCUGACAAUAUAUUGAAGGAAAUUUGAAGUUGCGAACUCUGGAAUGCUAUGAAUACAUUUGGCUUCUUUUCGAAGUGAACAAAGAAUUUUUCACCAGAUUUUGUCUUUUCGUCCACGGUAGGAGAGCAUUGGAGAGAGGGUACGAUGCAGGCGCGUUAUCCCGUGUCUAGUCCAAGCCCUCUAGGCUUGCCUUAUAUCACUGGGGAGCAGGGCUUUUAUCGAGCCGCGGCCGGAGGAGGAUAUACCGGUAUGCCUGCGCCUAUGAGCAUGUACUCUCAUGUAGCGCACGAGCAGUACCCCGGUGGGAUGGCCCGCGCCUAUGGCCCAUACGCUCCCACACAACAGCCCAAGGACAUGGUGAAGCCUCCAUAUAGCUACAUUGCGCUAAUUACCAUGGCUAUCCAGAACUCAGCCGAUAAAAAGAUCACACUGAGUGGGAUCUAUCAGUUCAUCAUGGAACGUUUCCCAUUUUACCGGGACAAUAAGCAAGGCUGGCAGAAUAGCAUCCGACAUAAUCUAUCACUUAAUGAGUGCUUUGUCAAAGUGCCACGAGAUGAUAAGAAGCCAGGCAAGGGCAGCUACUGGAGCCUAGACCCGGACUCAUAUAACAUGUUUGAAAACGGCAGUUUCUUGCGACGGAGGCGCCGCUUCAAGAAGAAGGAUGUGCAGAAGGAGAGAGAAGACCGGGAGCGACAGAGCAAGGAGACCCCGGGACAAGCAUGCGAGCAAGACCCCCAGCCGCCGGUGAAGCUCCGGGAUAUAAAGACGGAGAACGGGGCCUGCACGCCCCCGCAUGACAGCACUCCACCCCUAAGUACCGUGCCUAAAACGGAGAGUCCAGACAGGAGCGGCGGGAGUGCGUGUAGCGGAAGCCCGCAGACGCAGACGGCACAACAGGCCUUCGGUAUGGAUACAAUCAUGACAGGACUUCGUGGGUCCCCACAGCACGGUGCAGAGCUCCCGGCCUCCCGUGCUGCCCUUCCAGGCUCGGUGUCUCUGACCUACUCGCCAUCACCGCAACCCACGCAUUACAGUCCACCCUGCGGCCAGCCCGCCACUUAUCACUGCAAUAUGCAAGCAACGAGCCUGUACACUGGGGAUCGAGGCCACGGGGAUGACACUUUACCGGAAUACACAAACACAACAAGCGCCUCCUCUAUCUCACAUCCCCACCAGAGCUCGAGCCAGGAGAGCCAGCACUUGCAGCAGAACAGACUCGCGCCCUGGUACCUCAAUCAGUCCGGAGAGCUGGGACACCUGAGCGCGAGCUAUCCAGCUCAGCAGCAGAACUUCCACGCAGUGCGCGAGAUGUUCGAGACACAGCGGAUAGCUCUGAACAGUUCUCCGGUGACCGGAAGCAAUAGCUGUCAAAUGGCUUUCCCGUCCAGUCAGCCACUUUACCGGGCUUCCGGAGCCUUUGUAUACGACUGCAGCAAGUUCUGACCAAAAAAAUUUCAAUUUAUAUAUAUCUAUAUCUAUAUAUAUCUAUAUAUAUAUAUAUAUAUAUAUAUAUAUAUAUAUAUAUAUAUAUAUAUUUGUGUGUGUGUGUGUGUGUGUGUGUGUGUGUGUGUGUGUGUGUUUCUCAAUGUGUCUGUAAUUUAAGAAAGCGUUUAGGUCAGUGAACUCGGGCUAAUAUGCGAGAUUUUGUUUAUAGUAUAAUUCUGCUGUGGUCGUCUGACUACACAUAAACAUUCUUCCUGCUCGUUCAUGAAGUUGGUCUAAAGAUAGAUUUAAAGAAAAUGUGUUAAUUUAUUUCAUGUAAGAGCAUGUGGACCAACUUUUCAAGGAAAUGUCUUAAUUAUUUAUAAUCCAUGCAGUAUACAGAGUGUGCAACUGAGUUACAUUUUUUUUCUUAUAAUUUUUUUUUUUUUUUAAUAUUCAAAAUUACUAUUUUCUAAAUAAAUUGUCGUCUUGGAGUUAAAAUCUCGAGUGAUUUAUCGUUUGUGAUGGCUGCUGAAGUCAUCAUUUAUUUAAAUGACUGGCAGAUCUUAUUAUCCAUCCAUUUAACAGGCUAAUGGCCUAAAAAGCAUGAAACAAUGUGUUUAAACGUUCUUUUAAACGUAAUGAGCAAAUGUUUGCCAGUUUUCUUAUUUUACUCCUAAAAAUAACUUGCGCUUGGACGCAUAACUUAAUAAGGCACACUGCUGACACGAGGGGCGGGGGGGACCCAAGGGGCAAAGGUUUAAAAAACAUCUGGAAAUAAUUAUUUUUUCACUUACGCGUAAUAUUUUUUUCACUUAAAGGGAAAAAAAUUCCUUUACUUAUUCCUAACAUUAAAAAUUGCAAUUACUAAAAGCACACUAGCAGCAGCGCACCAAAAUAAUAAUAUUUUAUUUUUAUUAUUAUUACUACUACUAUUUUUCAAAAAUACAAUAACCAACCACCUUUUAUACAAAGCUGUAUUUACGUUAUAUAAAUAAUGUAUAAAGCUAUUUGAGCACUUUAUUGCAUAGACUUUAAACGUGGGGGGAGAGGGGACAAGGUCAGACAGAAUUUUUACCUAAUUUGCUUUACUUGAAUUUUUUUAAUUAUUCACUCAUCAGUCUGAUCUUGUAUAAACAACACGAAACGUUCUAAUGUGAUUUGUCUCUCAAAUAUUAUUUAAACUGAUUAAAAAGUUCUCGUAAUUAAGGGUAUAGAAAAGUUUCUAGUUUUGUUAUGAUAAACGUUUCACUGACAACUAGAAUGAUCUCGAGAGGAUAUACUUCUCCUUAACAGUCUUAUUAUUUUGUGUGAAGCUGUUGAGUUUUUGCUUCGUUCGUUUUACAACAUCAACUGUUGGCACACUGGAGUAUUUGCAAUCUUGUGGAAUGCAGACAACAAUUGAUUUUGAUAGAAGUUUUAACGUGUAAACACAUAAUAGAUUAAAAAGCAGACAAACAGAAGAUGAAAGAAUUGCUGUUGGCCAGACAUGUUAAGCCAGCAAUGUAAAAUAUGGUCUUGAUAAAUCCAAUGAUAAAGCCCUCAAACACCAGCAUUCUACUCAGUAGGCCUACGCGAGUCAGUGUAUACUGCCUUUUUAAAUAAAUGGUCAAAUUGUUUUAACUCUGUCCAAAAUGCUUACUGUUGUCAACUCAAAAUCCGAACACCUGAAGAUACCGGACACAUCUCAAUAAAUGAUUAGGCUACUACACAAAUUACUAUUAUUAUGUAGAGUAAUUCCAAUAAAAGUGACUAUUUGUUGUGUAGUUUUGUUAUG
Myxocyprinus asiaticus (Chinese sucker) is the source of this 3327-nucleotide messenger RNA. It is a transcript of the gene foxc1b, whose product is annotated as forkhead box C1b. Lineage: Eukaryota; Metazoa; Chordata; Actinopteri; Cypriniformes; Catostomidae. The record is from RefSeq and is a predicted model, not a curated record. The coding region runs from base 273 to 1571 and encodes 432 amino acids. Gene Ontology annotation, biological process: cell differentiation; regulation of transcription by RNA polymerase II; anatomical structure morphogenesis. The transcript has a single exon. Gene Ontology annotation, molecular function: RNA polymerase II cis-regulatory region sequence-specific DNA binding; DNA-binding transcription factor activity, RNA polymerase II-specific.